Chrysochloris asiatica (Cape golden mole) is the source of this 2850-nucleotide messenger RNA. RefSeq names its product scaffold attachment factor B2 (gene SAFB2). Gene Ontology annotation, biological process: regulation of transcription by RNA polymerase II; regulation of mRNA processing; regulation of androgen receptor signaling pathway. Lineage: Eukaryota; Metazoa; Chordata; Mammalia; Afrosoricida; Chrysochloridae. The coding region runs from base 19 to 2850 and encodes 943 amino acids. Gene Ontology annotation, molecular function: RNA binding; sequence-specific DNA binding. Gene Ontology annotation, cellular component: nucleus. The record is from RefSeq and is a predicted model, not a curated record. The transcript has 21 exons.
GGAGACAGGAGGCGCGGGAUGGCGGAAACUGUGACGGAGUCGGGAGACCCGGGCUCUGGCACGGCUGCUGUCGUUUCGGACGACUCGGAGACCGGGACGCGUCGACUCAGCGACCUGCGGGUGAUCGACCUGCGGGCGGAGUUGAAGAAGCGGAACCUGGACACGGCCGGCAACAAGAGCGUCUUGAUGGAGCGGCUCAAGAAGGCGGUUAAGGAAGAAGGGCAUGAUCCCGAUGAACUUGAUAUCGAGUUAGAAUCCACCAGCAAGAAGACAGCAAAGAAGGGUGUGAAAGGGCAGAAGAUGGAAGAUGAAGGCAUGGAAGAUAAUGGGCUGGAGGAAGAUUCCAGAGAGGAACAGGAGGAUAUGGAAACAAGUUUGGAGAACUUGCAGAAUAUUGAUAUGAUGGAUAUUAGUGUGUUAGAUGACAGCGAAGUCGAUAAUGGCAGCGCUCCAGACUUCGGGGAAGAUGGCACAGACAGCAUCCUCUAUUCCCUUUGUGAUAGCAAAGAAUACGUGGCUGAACAACUGAGGCAGCUUCCAGCUCAGCUCACAGAACAUGCUGUGGAUGGGGAUGGCUUUGGGGACACUUUGGAUGCUUCAUCACUGGACUUCAAAGUCACUUCGGAGAUUGAAGAACCCCUAUUGGAGCCAGAAAAUGAGAAAAUACUCGACAUUUUGGGGAAAACUUGUAAAUCUGAGCCAGUAAAAGAAGAAGGUUCCGAGGUGGAGCAGCCAUUGGCACAAGAUACAAGUAGCGUGGGGCCAGACAGCAAGCUUGCGGAAGAGGAGGACCUUUCUGAGCGCGCUCACCCGGAGGAGGAGCAGGAGGAAGGCGGUUUAGAUUUGGCCAGCGAGUCAACAGACGCUCAGAGCAAGGCAGACACCCCGUUAGCGGUAGUGAAAAGGGAGCCGGCGGAGCAGACAGGCGAUGGCGAGAGUGCGGACUGUGAGCCCGUAGGGCUAGAGAAGCCAGGUGAACAGAGUAGUAAAGCCCCAGAAGACGCGGACGCCUCUAACAAGGAGGUGGCGGCGGAAGCACCCCGCGAAGCCUCAAGCCCUGAACCCAGAGAUAGCAAAGAAGACGCGAAGAAGGGUGACUUUGAAGCUUGUAAUGAAGUCCCUCCGGCUCCUAAAGAGUCCUCAGCCAGUGAGGGCGCUGAUCAGAAAAUGAGCUCUUUUAAGGAAGAAAAAGAUAUAAAGCCAAUCAUUAAAGAUGAAAAAGGUCGUGUCACUAGCAGUUCUGGUCGGAAUCUAUGGGUCAGUGGACUGUCUUCAACCACGAGAGCAACUGAUCUGAAGAACCUUUUCAGCAAGUACGGAAAGGUUGUCGGGGCCAAAGUGGUCACCAAUGCCCGCAGUCCUGGGGCACGGUGCUAUGGCUUUGUCACCAUGUCGACGUCGGAUGAGGCUACCAAGUGCAUUAGCCACCUGCACAGGACAGAGCUUCAUGGAAGAAUGAUCUCCGUGGAGAAGGCCAAAAAUGAACCUGCUGGAAAAAAGCUGUCUGAGAGAAAGGAGUGUGAAGUGAAGAAGGAAAAACCGUCUAGCGUCGAGAAGCACCAUUCUGUGGAAGUCAAAGUUGAAAAAACCGUCAUUAAGAAGGAAGAGAAGGUUGAGAGAAAGGAGGAAAAGAAGCCUGAAGACAUUAAGAAGGAAGAAAAAGACCAAGAAGAGAUGAAACCAGGAACCCCAAGUCGGUCAAGAGUCACGAAAUCAGGAAGCAGAGGAAUGGAGCGGACGGUCGUGAUGGAUAAGUCCAAGGGUGAGCCUGUCAUCAGUGUGAAAACCACAAGCAAGUCCAAAGAAAGGAGCUCUAAAAGUCAAGAUCGCCAGUCGGAGAGCAGAGAGAAGAGGGACAUCUUGUCCUUUGAUAAAAUCAAAGAGCAGCGGGAGCGGGAGCGCCAGAGGCAGCGCGAGCGGGAGAUCCGGGAGACCGAGAGGCGCCGGGAGCGGGAGCAGCGGGAGCGCGAGCAGCGCCUGGAGGCCUUCCACGAGCGGAAGGAGAAGGCCCGCUUCCAGCGUGAGCGCAUGCAACUGGAGUGCCAGUGGCAGCGGCUGGAGCGGGAGCGCUGGGAGCGCGAGCGGCUGGAGAGGGAACGCAUACGUGUGGAGCGUGAGCGCAGGAAGGAGCAGGAGCGCAUCCACCGCGAACGCGAGCAGUUGCGCUACGAGCAAGAGCAGCUGCGUUAUGUGCAGGAGCGGCGCCCUGCCUUCCGGAGGCCCUAUGACGUGGACCGACGCUCUGACUCCUACUGGCCAGAAUCAAAGCGGGCAGUGCUGGAGGACAGGUAUCGGUCGGACUUCCCACGCUCGGAACACCGCUUCCAUGAUUUUGACCACCGUGACCGGGGCCAGUAUCAUGACCACAUGGGCGACAGAAGAGAGAGUUCCAGGUCAGUGAUGGGCGAUCGAGUUGGACCGCACUACUCAGAUCGCCACGGCCGGGACUCUCGAGCCAGCUGGGGCGGCUACGGCCCGGGCAAGAGGCUGAGCGAAGGCCGGACACUGCCGUCCACACCCAGGGGUGGACGUGACUGGGGAGAGCACAGCCAGAGGCUGGAAGAUCAUCAGGAGCGCGCCUGGCAGGGUGGUGUGGACACUGACACGGCUGGCCGAGAACAUGCACAGUGGCAAGGUGGUGAGAGAGGCCCGCCCAGCCCUGAGGGACCAGGGCACCUGGCGAGCAGGGGCGGAAUGGCGGGGCGAGGCGGCUUGGCACAGGGUGGACAUUCCCAGGGCCACGGGGCAACAGCGGGCGGACUGGAAGGUGGAGGACUGGCCGGCCAGGACCGGGGCAGCAGAGCCUCCCACCCCCACCCAUACCCCCACUUUACCCACAGCCGCUACUAG